CGGUGAUCUGCGAACUUUGUUUUUGUCGCGAGUGUCUGUGCUAAACUAGAAUUUUGACGCAUUAGAGAAACGUUAAAGCUGAAGAAAGCGAUGGAAAGCUCUUGCAGCUCGACUUCAAGCGAAGGUAAUGAUCCUGGUUUAAGGAAAUGCAGUGACUGUAAAAAGUCUUACAAAUCCUGCGAAUGCAAGAAUUGCUCAAAGUGUGGAUCAGUUUUUCACAAGUUUUGGGGAACCAACCUAGUGAAGGGAAGGUCCCAUUGCCGCACAUGUUGUGCAGCAGUAUGUGUUACUUGUCAUGUGGUAGCCAACAAUGGUAUAAAGGUGUGUACAAGAUGUCUUAUCAAACAAAAAGAGGAUGAGAUGAAUACACAGAAAGCACUCUCAGCUAUUGAGGAAGCCAGAACAGGGAGAGUUGACUCAGUGUCUUCAGUGAGAUCAGACUCAUUUGUGGUUGUGUCAUCGUUGUCUCGUCUGUCUCCUGAGAAGAAGAAAGAGGCUCUUUUUGAGGCUGCCAAGACAGGAGACCACUACUCCAUGGUGACUCUUCUGAAUGACAAUGUUGAUGUGAAUAUAAGAGAUGUGGACAAAAAUACCCCACUAUUUUUUGCAGCUGAAGGUGGACAUCUUCCUUGUGUGGCUCUGUUAAUGGAAAGGAAUGCAGAUGUGAAAGCCACAAACAGUAAAUCAUGGACCCCUCUUCAUGCUUUAGCAUGGAAAGGUUCAAGUGAUGGCCAUGUUGAGUGUGGUGAGCUUCUUAUUCAGAUGGGUGCUGUCAUAUUUGCCUUGACAGAUACAGUGGAGACAGCUGCAGACCUUGCAGCUCGCUCAGGGGGCAAACAGGAGUUAGUGCAGCUGUUAAGAGCUGUAGAAGUGGAUGUUGCGGUACAGAAAUUACAUGAAAAGUUGCAAACUCCAUCAAGUUUUUCAACCAAGGAUCAAAUGUUGAAGAUUUACGUUGCAACCGUUUUGAGACACAUUAAAGGAAACAUACCUCUGGACCGUACAAAAAAAGAAUGGAAAGGUAAUGACGCGAAAAGUUCACGAUUUCUAAAGACGCCCGAACUCAUGAGAAGGGAAGACUUCACAAAAUCCCUGGACAGGGGGCUUCGUAAACACAAUUCUUGUGAAGAAUUGCGUCCUGAGACCAACGGGACCUGGAGUUUUGGUACCAGUUCUCCGUCGUAUAACAUUCCAAGAGCUGACGUUGAGCCAAUCAUUAGAUCGGAUUUGUUGCCUUCUGUGACGGCCAACCCUUCAAAGCUUGAGGAAAGGUUGAUGAAAUGUCAGGCUGAGAAGGACGACGCAGAACAGCGCUGUAAGAGGCUGAUGCAGUCAAUAGCAAGUGCUGCUGAGGCCCACGAAAAAGAGGUCACAAGGUUACAGCAAGAGAUAGAUAUUGCACGAGAACAAAAGGAGAUCGCCUUAAAACGGUACGAAGCUACCUAUGUCAACAAAAUGGCUAAAAUCCGACAAGAAACGGAAUCGGCUCUUCAAGAGGCCAGCGCGCGGCUUAAACAAGCGGAGAAGGACCGGGCCGAGGUGCUUCACAUGCAAAACAAUUUCAGGCUAACGUGGGUCCCGGAUGAGCUUGUUAAUUACUGUUCAAACAGCAAGUGUCGAGCCCCCUUCACACAGACAAGGAGACGUCAUCAUUGUCGAUGCUGUGGUCGAGUAUUCUGUUACAACUGCACAGAUCAAUCAACACCAAUUCCAGCCUUUGGAUACGUACAACUUGUCCGAGUGUGUAAUCCUUGCUUUGCUUUGAUAGACGAUAUGUUCUGUGAGGAACCCGUUGUUUUAACCGACACAUGACAGAUGUUGCUAGCGGAAAAGUGGUGUCUUGUCUGGCCAUUACCACGAAGUUCGCUUCAAAGACUUCCCACCGUGACAGAAGUGAUUAACACUGUCACGGCCUCUUACCGCGACCAUACGAAACGUUGCCCAGUUGUGUGACCUUACCGAGUGAAACAUUAACCCUCUACACCCUGACAUCAGCAUGGAUAUUCUCCAUGUUGUUCUCUAUACAUUUCCUAAGGUGCUAACAAGGAGAAUCUGGUUAACAAUCAAGAGUUUCUUUAGUUCGGGAUCAUUUCCUUAUUCUCCCUACCUUAUUGUUUGAUUCAGGGGUGAUAUGGUAUGGGGAAAUUAAAUACUAAUCACUCUUAGGAGCUUAAGGGUUAACAACGUCUGUUAUGUUACCCAGUACAGACCCUCAAAAGAUAUUUGCGUUGUAUUAUAAAUCAGAGUUCUUACUUUGCAAUAAGAAUGGGUUGAACCAAAGAACAGAUUUAAUAUAUGCUACUUUAAGAUGGA
Pocillopora damicornis (cauliflower coral) is the source of this 2313-nucleotide messenger RNA. RefSeq lists its product as uncharacterized. Gene Ontology annotation, molecular function: metal ion binding; protein binding. Lineage: Eukaryota; Metazoa; Cnidaria; Anthozoa; Scleractinia; Pocilloporidae. The record is from RefSeq and is a predicted model, not a curated record.